Messenger RNA from Vicia villosa (hairy vetch), 1773 nucleotides. RefSeq lists its product as uncharacterized. The transcript has 15 exons. NCBI's taxonomy places the organism in Eukaryota, Viridiplantae, Streptophyta, Magnoliopsida, Fabales, Fabaceae. The record is from RefSeq and is a predicted model, not a curated record. The coding region runs from base 1 to 1773 and encodes 590 amino acids.
AUGUCUCGCCCAAUUGAGCCAUUGAAAGAGAUCAAUGAUUCAAAAGAUUUGUGGAAGAUCGUUGUUAGGUGCAAACAUCUGUGGACUGUCACAAGUUCUUCAAACAAAGAACACAUGGAGAUGGUUUUGGUUGAUUCUAAGCUUGAUAUGAUUCAGGCUAUUGUCCCUGCUUAUUUGCUUUCGAAAUUCAAAUCUGAAAUUGAAACAGGAAACUCUUAUAUCAUGCAAAAUUUUAAAGUUGGGAAGAAUGAUUUUGCUUUUAAGUCGACAAGUCAUACAUACAAAUUGGUUUUUUGUGGGUCAACUUCUGUUAAGAAAGCAGAAUUUCCUGAUAUCUCUCAUAACUACCUUAACAUUAUUGGUUUGAAUUCCAUAGUUGAAGGAAGGUUUCAAUCAAAUUUGUUGGUUGAUUUGAUUGGAGGAAUCACUGAUAUUACUCAAACCCAAGUUAACGUUCAGCUAUAUGAGUAUUAUAAGAAUAAUAAGCAAGCCUCUGAUAUUGUCAUUGUGCUAAUCAAUGCAAGGGUUAAAGAGGCUCAAGGAGGAUUUCCAUUUAGUGUUUCCAACACAUGGAAUGGAACGAAACUGUUGAUUAAUGACCCUACUAUUGAGGAAGUCAAGAGUCUAAAAGAAAGACUUGGUGUUGAUUUGCCUUUGUUAUCAUCUUCAAGUGUACAAGUUGAGGCAACGCAAAACUCAUUUUAUUCUGACUAUGACAAGUUUGUUUGGAAGGCUGAAAUAAUGAGUCUCUCUGAAAUAACAAAUCUGCAACAUGAAACAACCUGUGUUACCGUUGCUACCCUCGAUAAGUUUGAUGUUUGGCAGAUGGGAUGGUACUAUGAUGGAUGUGUGGAAUGCACAAGGAGUGUGACUGCCAAGGAUGGAAAGCUGAAGUGUUUUAAAAAGCAUAUUAGCCCAGAACCUGUGCCACGGUAUAAGCUUGAUAUAACGGCUGUUGACGGCAGUUCGAAGGCAAAGUUCUUCUUUUGGGACACAGACUGCGUGAAGUUGAUUGGGAAGUCUGCUCUUCAAAUGAAGAUGGAUUUAACUCAGACCUCAAAACUUCGAGCACUAGAACCUCUGUCCCAGGAUGAUAUGAAUAGCAUUUCUGAACCUGUAUCUGCAUCUGCAGAAAAUAACCUGACCAUUGAAAAUUCAGGACUCACUCCAUGUAAGAGACUUAUAAAUGAUGCAAUAGAAGAUAAUGAUAGUGUUCAACAAUCAUCAACCAAGAUGGCCAGAGAUAUUAAAAAGGAGAAAUAUUAUGAAAAACUCUAUAGAGUUUUAGGUGAAACCUUACAACAAGAUUGUAACAGUUUUUGGAAAACUAUAAGUGUCAUCGUUAAAUAUAUGUUGGCUGACCCUUGGGAUUGUGUGUUACAGAUUAGGUUUCUAAGUCAAAAAUUUUUUAAAGGUGAUUUUUCAAAGUUGUCAAAUUCAAGUGUGCAAGUUACUGCAUCCAAAAAGUCAUACUACUCAGACUUUGAUAAAUUUGAAACUACAUGUGUAACUGUUGCGACUCUGUGUAAAUUUCAUGUUGGCAAAGCUGGAUGGUAUUACGAUCCUACAUCUAGGCUUCGCAUAAUGGAACCUUCAUCGCCGGACGAUUUCCCAAGUGUUUCGGAACCUCUGUCUGUCUCAGCCGAUUAUGAUCCUUCUAUCUCAAAUACUAAACUGAAACCUGCUAAGGGAAUUUUAAGUGAUGCUGUUGAGGAAAUCGAAGGUGUCCAGCUUUCUUCGACAAAGUUAAUCAAAGAUAUCAAGAAGGAGUGA